CUGAGCAGGGCCGGCUCCUGCCCCUCGGCCGCUCUCCUCGCCUCUGCCAGGCCGCGCCGCGUUCUCCCCGGUGAAGGCUGUGUGGCGGCCGCGUCCUCCCGCCGCGGUGGUUGGCGCUCGGGCCGCCCUCAGCCCCGUUCCCCUGCGGCAGCGGCUGCUUGGACCCCGCUACCGGCCCCCCGCCCGCCCUGCUCCGCCUCCGUGCCUGCCCGCGGUGCCGCCUUGUCGCCGGUUCUCGGUGCAGAGCCCGCCCUCCCCUCGGUGCCCGGUCUUGUCUUUUGGGGCCCGACCCUUCCUCCAUCCCCCUUCUCCGUGCUGCACCUGGAGCCUGAGCUUUGCCUAGGCAAGACCGAGGGGAACUUGAAGUGGCAGUUUAACCGUAAAUAACGACUGUGCUGCUGGGGUUCCUCUUGGUCGGGAGCAGCUCAGCGUGUCUGGCAAAGAGAUGUGGUUUCUUCAUUUUAAAGCCUGGUAAUUUAAGUGAUUUUCUAGCAUGGACACUGUUGCUAGCCAUAGUUGUCAUCUUCUCCAGCAGCUACAUGAACAGCGCAUUCAGGGUCUUCUCUGUGACUGCAUGUUGGUGGUAAAAGGUGUCUGCUUCAAAGCACACAAAAAUGUGUUAGCAGCUUUCAGUCAAUAUUUCAGGACCCUUUUCCAGAAUUCUUCAGGCCAGAAGAAUGAUGUCUUUCACUUGGACAUUAAAAAUGUAGGUGGGAUAGGCCAGAUCUUGGACUUCAUGUACACCUCUCACCUGGAUCUUAGCCAGGACAAUGUACAAGCUAUGUUAGAUAUUGCACAGUGUCUCCAAGUGCAAAAUGUGCUGAACAUUUGCCACACCUUUUUAAAAUCUUCUACAGCUGUAGAGCAAACAGCCAGCAUGCCUUGUAAUAGUGUAUUUUCGCUGCAGAAUACUAUGACUGCAGAUACUAGCUGUGCCAAUGACAGUUACGGGACAAACCUGUUGCAUGAAUGCUCAUCUGACACACAAAGUAAUAAAGUCUUGGCUGACCACCAUUCUCAUGCAUCGCAGUCUGUCAAUCUUCAUGCACCCUCAGGUGAUGUACAGAAACAACCACAGGACUCCUUAGAUGGCAACUGCACAGAACUUCCAUUUAAACAACCAAAUUACUAUUAUAAACUACGCAACUUUUACAGUAAACAGUUCUAUAAGCAAAAUGCUUGCUCUAAUCACGAGAGAGGAGCAGAACAAUCCUUUUCUUACAACGCGUCUACAGAAAUAAACACAGUAGAGAAUAAUUCUUGUACUGUCAAUCACUCUGAGUGUAUUCUGGAAACCUCUGAUCAUUUACCAUCCAACUUUCUGGUUCAAUCCUUGAAUGAAGCUGCUCCAGACCAAGAUGCAAAAAGCAUGCUUAUGCAGCCCACCAAACAGAUGCGGCUGAAAAAGGCAAUACACCUCAAAAAGUUAAAUUUUCUAAGAUCUCAGAAAUCUGCACAGCAGCCGCCUGAGCCUAAAAGAGAUGACAGUAGAAUAACAGGAGUAAUUGAAUCUGUAAAUGAAAGUACCACACACAUGACAAAUGUUAGAGUUACUGAAGAAAAAGAAGCUGAAGAUUUAGUGAAUUCUGAGAAUUUUGAACAAACUGUUGAAAUUGAAAGAUCUCAAGGUCCUUUGGAACAAGAGGGGCAAUCACAGACUCUUCAGUCGCAGAGGCAAUAUACUUGUGAAUUAUGUGGGAAGGCUUUCAAACAUCCAAGCAAUUUGGAGCUCCAUAAAAGGUCUCAUACAGGAAACAUCUCAAAAAACCCGAAAACCCAACCCAGUGGAAAGAGCUCUUGGCAGGAUGGGAAGCAACAGGAGCAAAGUUACACCCUCGUAGUGUUGAACAAGAAGGAUGCAACAGAAAACACAAGCCUGUCUAAGGGUUCAAAAGUAAAGUCCCCUGGAUGUUUGUGUGAGAAACCUUUUGAGUGUAACAUUUGUGGGAAACACUUCUCACAGGCAGGUAAUCUCCAGACACAUUUACGUCGACAUUCUGGUGAAAAGCCAUACAUUUGUGAAAUCUGUGGGAAAAGAUUUGCUGCUUCUGGUGAUGUUCAGCGUCAUAUUAUUAUUCAUUCUGGAGAAAAGCCUCAUCUGUGUGAUAUCUGUGGCAGAGGAUUUAGUAACUUCAGUAAUUUAAAGGAGCACAAAAAGACCCAUACAGCAGAUAAAGUAUUCACCUGUGACGAAUGUGGGAAGUCAUUCAACAUGCAACGAAAAUUAGUAAAGCACAGAAUUAGACAUACUGGAGAGAGACCAUACAGCUGUUCAGCAUGUGGGAAAUGUUUUGCAGGCUCUGGUGACCUGCGUAGACAUGUGAGGACUCACACAGGAGAAAAACCCUAUACCUGUGAAACUUGUAACAAAUGCUUCACUCGCUCUGCUGUUCUACGGCGGCACAAGAAAAUGCAUUGUAAAGCCACUGAUGAAGGUCCAAACACGCUAGAUGAAUUUACUCAAGGGAUUGAAACUUCUGACCUUGACAAAUCUCAGAGUUCUGACUCUUUUGGCCAAGAAAUGUCUGUUACAUUAUUACCAGUGUCCGUUAAAUUUCCCAUUCGUCCAGCUUCAAAUUCAACUGAAUUUGAUAGUUCUGCGGAUUCUUACUGUAAGCUGCGAUCAAUGAUUCAACACCAUGACUCAGCAAACCAACAGAAACUGAAUGUCGAUUCUGCUAAACUCCCAAAAGCUCAGACACAGCAAACUCCACCACCAUAUGCUUAUGCAGAUGUAGAUGUAUCUUCUGCAGAAGAACCCUUACAGCCUGAUAAUAUUCCUAUGAUUCGUUCCUCUAUGGUUAGCUUGGACAGUCAUUGCAAUGAUCCGCUAGGCAGUCGAACAUCAUCUGCUGCAUACAAGAAUAAUGAAGGACCGUUCUUCUCCAGCAUGACCCUCUGGGGUUUAGCCAUGAAGACCUUGCAGAAUGAAAGCGAAUUGGAACAAUGAGGGCUCAGGUGACUGUAUCAAAACUUCUUAGAGGCAUUUCAUGCUAAAGUGAUUGCGAUUGCACUGCAGCAUAGCGAGAUCAGAGCUAGGUUUUAAGCCAACUAGCUUGGAUACUGGUAGAAAUAAAGAUAAGCAUGCCCAGAACCCAGUGUAGGCUGCCUUUACACUGCUGCUCAGCAAAGUUCAAAUUUAGCUUCAAGGACCUUUGUUGUUCUGUGACUACACUGUGUAGCUUAUGUGUUGCCAGGAUUUACUAAAAUUUACCAUUUACUAAAUUUACCAUUUAACUUGGUAUUUUUUACCUGAUAAUGGAGGAGAGGAUGGCCCAAUGUCUAAUUUCAUGAUAUGGGUGCAAUUCAAGUAUGGGUCAUCAGAGUUGUGUAAGGGUGUAGAUAUGAAAAGAGGACAAUAUUUAACAAAUCUCUAGUGAACCUGAGUUUCAGUAGUGGCUUUCUUACCAGUAGGAUCAUCAGUUUACAUGACUUGAGUAUUGUGAUAUUAAAUUUAAAUGUUAAAUAUUGGACAAUAUUUGUGAUAGUGCAAAGUAACUGUAUAUCUAGAAACUUUAUUUUUUUACAAUAAAAGCUUUUUUUAGUAUUUUAUAAACUAUUUUGCACAGCAGAUUAUUUGUACAACAAAGACCAAGAUCAGGAAAUGUGAAUAAA
This is a messenger RNA of Grus americana (Whooping crane), 3615 nucleotides long. RefSeq names its product zinc finger and BTB domain containing 49 (gene ZBTB49). Gene Ontology annotation, biological process: regulation of transcription by RNA polymerase II. Lineage: Eukaryota; Metazoa; Chordata; Aves; Gruiformes; Gruidae. The transcript is spliced from 10 exons. Gene Ontology annotation, cellular component: nucleus. Gene Ontology annotation, molecular function: RNA polymerase II cis-regulatory region sequence-specific DNA binding; protein binding; DNA-binding transcription factor activity, RNA polymerase II-specific. The coding region runs from base 494 to 2950 and encodes 818 amino acids. The record is from RefSeq and is a predicted model, not a curated record.